This is a messenger RNA of Ylistrum balloti, 970 nucleotides long. Its product is annotated as fatty acid-binding protein-like. Gene Ontology annotation, cellular component: nucleus; cytosol. NCBI's taxonomy places the organism in Eukaryota, Metazoa, Mollusca, Bivalvia, Pectinida, Pectinidae. Bases 43 to 450 code for a protein of 135 amino acids. The transcript is spliced from 4 exons. Gene Ontology annotation, biological process: fatty acid transport. The record is from RefSeq and is a predicted model, not a curated record. Gene Ontology annotation, molecular function: fatty acid binding.
CUAUUUUAUUACUAUCCACAAAGGUAAACAGACGGACUAGAAAUGGCGGCUCUGAACGGCAAAUGGAAGCUAACAAACGUCGACAACUUUGCUGCUUACCUCGAUGCUAUAGGUGUAUCGGGCGAGGAUAAAGCGAAAGGGCUACAUGGCCUGUCUGCUGACAAAGACAUCUUCCAAGAAAUUACCAUCGAUGGCAACUCAAUAACUAUCAAUACCAUUACACCCAUCGGAAGUGCCGAGACCAAAGCGACUGUCGGCCAAGAGGCAGAUCAAAAAUCUAUGGAUGGACGCGAUCUCAAGGUGACAUACACUAUUGACGGAGACAAAUUGGUGGAGAGUCAGUCUGGAGCCUACACGUCCAACAACGUCCGGUCAGUGUCGGGAUCAGAAAUGACCAUGGAAAUGACCUCUGGGGGCGUGACCACAACCCGGAAGUACAACAAACAGUGACACUGCAUUGUAAAAACGAAACAGUUUGACGCAUCGGCAUCAAUCACUUAAUGUGUUGUUUUGUGUUUAAAAUGGGUUUUAUUUUCCUUGUCAUUAUUGAUUGUUUUUUUCAAGCUGAAAAAAGUUUGAUAAUGUAGCAUGGCAUUUAAUCUUUGGUAACGCUUAUAUUCAAAAGCUGAAUGGAAGAUAACGUAAAUUGCUUAUUAAAAGAUGUUGAUGUUUCAUAAAGUGUAAUUAAACAAGUCAGUCUUCAUAUGGAAAAUCAGCAUAAUAAUGUAGAAAUAUUCACGUGAAAUAUUGACAUGAGUUGAUUACAUUCGUGUGUUGUGUGUGCGUGCUCGCUUGCUUAGAUUUAUGAUAGGACUAUGGCGAAAUGUGUUUGAAACGUCGUUCAUGAGAAAUGAAAUGAAUAGUCAAACUAGACAUUUAACUGGAUCUUAAAACAUGGUAACAUACAUCUGUGUAUCAAAGAUACAUGAAAUAUUGCAAUUUUGAAAACAAUUAAGAAAGUCGACAUGUA